Dendrobium catenatum is the source of this 2617-nucleotide messenger RNA. Its product is annotated as pentatricopeptide repeat-containing protein At5g50390, chloroplastic. The transcript has a single exon. Gene Ontology annotation, biological process: RNA modification. Bases 268 to 2433 code for a protein of 721 amino acids. Gene Ontology annotation, molecular function: RNA binding; protein binding; zinc ion binding. NCBI's taxonomy places the organism in Eukaryota, Viridiplantae, Streptophyta, Magnoliopsida, Asparagales, Orchidaceae. The record is from RefSeq and is a predicted model, not a curated record.
AGUGUAAAUUUUUUUAAAAAAAAAUUUCUCGUCUCUGAGAAGUAUAUUGUUUGGUAGAACAGUGAUAUUGGACGAUCGAAGAAGAAAUUCGCCUCCACCACGGAACAGCCCUCAAAUGACGGAUCUCCCAAAGCUCAGCAUAACAAGCUUACGAAGUAGGCGAAAACCCUUCAAGGUUUUCUCAUCCGAAGCCUGUAAGUCUCUCCUUGCUCUGAUUUCUCUCGAAGAGCUAAAUUCUUGCGUCAUAUUCUCGCCAAUAGUGCUCCAAUGGAUGCCAUCCUCUUCCUUCCUUGGAACUUGCCAUCCAGAGGAAGCUUGAAGCUUUCGUCUUCCCCUUUCCACUCAUUGUUGGCUACUUCGGAGGGCUACAAUGACAAAAAGACCAAUUCAUUCGAUCCAUCCAUACGAGGAUGCAAUAGUCUUCUGUACAACGAAAGAAAAAUCUCAUAUUUCAUCGUCCGAUGCUCGUCAAUGGAGCAAGGUUUGAAGGCAAGGCCCAUGAGGAAACUCAUGCCGGUUACUGAUUCUCCGGAUCUGGAACGAGGUUCCAACGAGUCCAAUAGCACCCAAAUCACCCAGGCCCACCCCUCAGCUCUCUGUCAUCAGAUUGAGAGGCUGGUCUUCUUGAAGAAGUACAAAGAAGCCAUUGAGCUUUUUGAGAUUCUGGAAGUGGGUGGCAAAGGCAGUGUCAGGUUCGAAGCUAUUGGCACUAGCACUUACGAUUCUCUGGUCACUGCUUGCAUCAGCCUCAAGUCAGCAACGGUGGCUCGAUUCAUCUUCCGCCACAUGAUUGAGUCUGAAUUUAAUUUUGAUCAGUAUAUGAUGAAUAGGGUCCUUUUGAUGCACCUUAAGUGUGGAAUGAUAAUGCAUGCACGCCGCUUGUUCGAUGAAAUGCCGCACAAAAACCUUGUGUCAUGGAACACCAUUAUUUCAGGACUGGUUGAUGCAGGGUCCUAUGAUGAAGCGCUUGAGAUGUUUCUGAUUAUAUGGGAAGAUCUAUCAGAUGUUGGCUCCCGUGGGUUGGCAACUGCCAUACGAGCUGUGGCAGGGUUGGCCUCAGUUGCUGCUGGCAGCCAGUUGCAUUCACUUGCUUUUAAAAUUGGCCUAUAUGAUAACUUAUUUGUGUCUUGUGCGCUUAUUAACAUGUAUGGAAAGUGUGGGUGCAUUGAUGAGGCUCGCAUGGUGUUUGAUGCGAUGCCUGACAAGCAUGUUGUGGGUUGGAAUUCAAUAAUAGCCGGAUAUGCUUUAAGUGGAUAUAGUGAAGAAGCUCUUAAGGUAUACUAUGAGAUGCAAAACUCCAAUGUCAAGAUGGAUCACUUUACUUAUUCUAUUAUCAUCAGAAUCUGCGCUCGGUUAGGUUCACUAGAGCAAGGGAAGCAAGCUCAUGCAGGAUUGGUUAGAAAUGGGUUUGGUAUGGAUACGGUUGCAUGCACUGCUCUUGUUGAUUUGUAUUGCAAAUGGGGGAGAAUGGAUGACGCAAGGAAUGUGUUUGAUAAGAUGUCUCGCAAAAAUUUGGUAUCUUGGAAUGCUUUGAUAGGAGGUUAUGGUAAUCAUGGUAUGGGAGUUGAGGCUGUUGCAAUGUUUGAGAGUAUGGUGAAGGAAGGAAUAGUUCCAAACCAUGUGACUUUUCUUGCAGUUUUGGGUGCUUGUAGCUAUUCCGGAAUGUUAAGCAAAGGGAGAGAGAUCUUUGAAUUGAUGGCCCAUGAUCCCAAGAUGAAGCCGCGGGCGAUGCACUAUGCUUGUAUGAUAGAGCUGCUGGGAAGAGAGGGUCUUUUGGAUGAUGCUUUGGCUCUGAUAAGGAAUGCUCCUUUAAGCCCAACUAAGAACAUGUGGGCAGCAUUGUUUAGAGCUUGUAGAGUUCACAGGAAUCUUGAGCUAGGAAAACUUGCAGCAGAGAAGCUUCUUGGAAUGGAACCAGAGAAGCUGGGAAACUACAUUGUACUCCUAAAUCUAUAUAACAGCAGUGGAAGAAUGAAUGAUGCUGCCAAGGUUUUAGAUUCAUUAGUGAGGAAAGGUCUUAGACUUGUUCCUGCUUGUAGUUGGAUCGAGAUAAAGAAAGAACCCCAUAGGUUUCUUUUUGGAGACAAUUCCCAUCCACAGAGCAAAGAGAUCUAUAAGAGGCUUGAUGCAUUGAUGCAGGAGAUUGUUAAAGAGGGAUAUCUUCCUCAGAGGAGAUGUUUAUUUCCUGAUGUGGUGGAACAUGAUCAGAUAAUUUUGGGUUACCAUAGUGAGAUAUUGGCAAUUACUUUUGGGCUGCUCAACACACCAGAAUCCACCCCUCUGCAAGUGUUACAGAGUCACCGGGUUUGUGAUGACUGCCAUUGUGUAAUUAAGCUUGUAAGUAUUGUCACCAGAAGAGAGAUUGUUGUGAGGGAUGCAAGCCGCUUUCAUCAUUUCAAAAAUGGGGCUUGUUCUUGUGCGGAGUAUUGGUAACUGAAUUCAGGUUAGUAUUUUCGGGUUUUAACUAACUUACAAGUUUCAACCUUACUCUCCUGUAGUUAGGUUAACAGGUCAUGAAUUGAUGAUUUUCUAGAGAUACAAUUAGGAUGACAUGUUGUAAUUUUUCCUUAGAUUAGAGAAUAAAUUUCCGGUUAGACAAUAAUAUCCAGUUUCUGCA